UUAUUCCAUGCCAACUAUUAUUUGUCCCAACUGCGGGUAAAGCGGACUUUCAAAGAUGGCUUCCACAGCCUCACAGCAACGCUCGGCCGUUACGUCAAUAGAACAGACCGACCAAUCAGAGGAUUCUAUUGGACGCGCCGAACAGCCAAUCAGCGGUGUCUGUCCUUCGCGCAGCGUCGCCUGUAGGUGUAAGCAAUCGACAGCCGAUCCGCUCGAUGUGCAGGCUAGCAGGAUCCCAGAGCGCAGGAUGAAAGUGAAGCAGUUUCUGGCAUGGAACAAGCGGCUGGCCGCGGUGUAUGCGGUCGGUGUGUGGACCAUGGUUGGCGGCUACGCUUUAUAUUACUAUACUACAGGGCGAUACAUGGUGCCAGUCAGCCCCCCGCCAGGUGAACAGCUCUCACUCAUAGCGCACUGUCACCAAGGUCACCUCAUUCAUGUUAUCAAUAAAGUGUGUAGAAUGGGUCUACCAGGGAAAUUAAUAGACUGCUGCAGUGCCAAACAAUUCAUUAUAUUCUGCAGCGCCCCCAGGUGGCCGGAGGACCUCCCAUGCAGUGUCAUAAACCCUUACAAGGUUAUUCACUAAAUUAAACAUUUUAGCAAAUUUUAAGUCCAAAUAGAAAAAAAUGUGGCUAAAAUAUGAUUGAUAAUGCUCUAUCUCACAUAUGUCAUAUUGUCACAGCUUGAAUAUUUUAGCCUCAGCAUUGCAUUUUAGAUUUAAAAGAAACCUGUAUUCCUAACGCUAUAGAUUUUACCUAACUAUUUCAGUGUGCGCGUCCCCCCUUCUGCUGUGUGAGGGGGACACAUGACGGAUAUACUCCGUCAUGAUUCCUUUUUAUUCCAGAAGUUGUGUCCCUAAGGGGUUAAAAGGUGUGAGACCCAGAGGUGGCCAUUUCUUUAACUAAAGUGAUAUCGGUUCCGGACUGCCAAAUGUCAGUUCUGUACAUAUUUUACGUCUGUCAGCGCACAUGCUUUCUCUACCCUCUCUUUAUUGCCAUUUAAUGAUUUUCUUUUUUUUAAAUGUAUUAAUACUUAAAAAUUCCCCUCACUCCUCCCCUCGCUGGCUCAUAGUGCAUGUGUGCUUUGAAUCAGCAAAUGGUCCGAUCAAAUGCUUUUCUAUGAGAAGCAUCUGAUUGGCGUGCGCAAAGCCCUUGGUGGAGAUGUGGAAAUUGGUGUUGGGAGCUUAGCCUUGCGCUAGAUUGCAGGUGAGUAUAUUAUUUUGAGGUGUUUUUUCUUUGGCUCCCAUGUUGCGUAGAAACUUUAUGAUGUGUUAUGUAUGCAUAUAGGGACUCAGAAGAUAGCCCUACUUGUCAUUUAAAUAAUGAUAUAGAACACGGGUAGGCAACCAUUUAGUAGUACUGUGCUAAAACAAGAUCUUGGCGUGCCGGUUCUAUUUUUUUUUAGGUGUAUGUUGCUGCAUUGUGCUUGUGAUAUUUAUGGGUUCUGCAGUUGCUUUGUAACAUUGUAUACAUGGGCUGUGAUAUUGUGUUUAAUACCUAUGAAUAUAGGCUGUGUAUGGGGGCUGCUUGUGGAAUGUGUUUCUGGAUGAUAUGUCACAUUGUGUGUUUGAUGGUGUGUAAAUAUGUGGGGCUGUCUGUGGUAUAGGAUGUGAGAGUCUGCUUAUGGGGUUGUGUGCAUGUAUGGGUAUUUUUAGUGGCCGUGUGUUUAUGGGGACUGUGUUGGCUGUUUCUAUAAUUGCAUGAGGCUUUUUCUACAGCUCUAUGUAUAUCUAGCAGUGUAAGUGGCUUUCCUGGGAUCCAGUGCGGAACAGAAAGGCUAGGUACAAGUCAAGGGCAGGAGCUGCGAUAGCUGCUGCGGGCUGCUCUACUCCCGAGUAGAUUCCCAUUCAUAAGUGCUGGGAGAAAGUGAUUUGAGAAUAUGUCCUCUAAGUACUGCAAUGUGUAAAUUGAGGAUUGUCCCUCAUCACCUGCAAUCACUGCUCAAAUUGCACCAGCAGAUAUCUGAAGUCCCACUGUGAAUCCUAAUAGGCCAGAGCCUGUUUGACUCUGGCAGCCUUGAGUGCCGUGCAUGGCACAUGUACCAUAUGUUACUGACCCCUUAUAUAGAAUAUGUAUGCUCUGUGAGGAACAUUGGAUUGGCCUGUCAUCCUGGAGGCAUGCCUCCUAGAUGAUGUAACUUGAGGAGGAGGUCUCAAGUCGCAGAGGCAGACUCCGCACUGGAGAAAGGUGAAUUUCUCAGGUUUUAUUUAUACGUGGGGGGGGCUAAAUGAUAAGGGGCAACAGGACUGUAGUAUUAGGAAAACAAAUAUGUAUUCCUAACGCUACUGUGUUCCUUUACGCAAUUAGGUUUAGAGUUGACAAUUUAUUUUGCUUUGCCUCUGUAGGACUUAAUGUUAGUUUUCAUUUAUUUUUUUCUUUCAGCUUUGGAACCAGAAUUUAUAGAAGAUACAUCAUUGGAGGAUCAGCCGAAAAAGAAACGUAUAAAACACACUAUUGUGUAUAAAGAAAACUUUGUCCCAUAUUCAACAAGGGUUCACAAUUUAUGGAACUCCGUUUUUGGCACAACCUCUGAGACAACAAGAAAUAUGGAUAAAGUGGAAAAGUAAUACACUGGACACUGGAAAUCUAUGGAUUUUUGCAAAACAUCCUUUCUGCUCAUCUGACUGUGUCCCUAAGGCUUAUAAUGAGUGCAGAAUAAUUUUUGGGGUUCUUUUGGACAGAAUAGUUUUAUUACUUAAAAUAAAUCUAUUGCCAAAAUUGUAUAUAGCAGUUCAAAUAUAAACACAGCCUUAUGUUGUACUCCUUCAUGUCAAUGCCACUUUACAUAAAACAUUUAAUACUUAGGUAAGGUUACAAACUAAAUCAUUGAUUUACAUUUCUGUAAACUGGUUGGAAGCUACAGAAGACUAAAUACUCAUUUGCAAAUAUUUCAUAUUUUUAUUUGUCAUUUUUAUAGAUGGUAUAAAAUGGUCUGUAAACAAUAGAUUACUGUGGAAAGCAAGCUACAAACAAAUGACUUUUUCUCAUAUUCAGCUUUGUCACCAUACCAUGUGCGUACAAGGUCAAUGAAAUACAAUUCAAAAAUGCACUUCCAGUGUACACUUUCCAGUUUAUACUUAAUACCACAAUUCCCUAAUACUUAAGAAUACAAUCCUUCUAUAUUACGACCAAUAUCCAGCUUAAAAAUACGUCGACAUAUUAAAAUUCAACAUGCAACCCAUACCCCAAAUCUAAAUAAAAAUUUAUAUUUCAUAAAACCACUAUACCUGUGCAAUAAGUGUUCCAACUACCAUACAGUUAAUGACUGGGUAUUUAUUUGCACUAGUGUAUUAACAGGUUUUGAGGUAUCUAUGACUGUAAACUUUCUAACUAUUUCUAACUAUGUAAUAAUGACAUAUCAAUUUUUUUUUUUUUUGUCAAAUUAUUUUUUUAUUAGCUCCAAAACAAUUUCGAAUUUGUAAAAAAUAUUUGCAUAUCAUUUAUUUGAAAUAUAGAGGAUGCAUAGCUAGCACACACAUAUGAUUUGAAAAAAGCCACCAUUUUCUGUAUAGACUGCUGUUUUGAGCCCUCUCUCCUUCCUUAAAGGGACACUGUAGGCACCCAGACCAUGUCAGCUUAUUGAAGUGGUCUGGGUGCAAUGUCCCUUAACCCUACAGAGGAGCGUAAGUGGAGCCUGAUCCAGUGUCGAGGGAUAUCGGUGCUGGAUUCAGGUAAGGGACUGCAGGGUUUAUUUAUGGGGUGCAGGGGAAGGCUUUGUUUUUCUGGCACUAUAGAAUACGUUUAAUUAAUAGAAUGCAUUAAAAGGACUCUAUAGGCAUCUUAUGAAGUAUUCUGGGUGUGAUGUAUUCUUUGUUUUUAACCCUGCAGCUGAAAACAAAGUUUUCAUUGCAGGAUUAACGUGGCUCUAAUGGCUGUCGGUGGAGGCGCUUAUGCAAAAUUGUGGAGUAAUAGUAAAUUGAGAAGCAUUGGGAAGCAUCACGGUUGUGCUCAUAUCUCCGGGGGUUGGAGUAUUCCCCAGCACAUACUAAAAUUCUGCACUGGGUAAAAGAGAGAGUUUGCAAAGGCUGCAGGCAAGAGUUUUGCAGCUUUUUACAACCGCUUUUAUAUAUACCCCUAAAGAAAAAAAUAGAAAUAAUGCAUGCAUACUUUCAUUGGGGGUAUAUCUCCUAAUAUGCUUUUCUAGUGUGCAAUGGAGAAAUUCUUUUAAAGCAGUGCUUUAAGUGUUAAUUGCCGGUGCCUGCAGACUUAUUUUAUGAUUUCAAGAGAAAUCUUCAUUGGUACAAGUCAACUUAGGAACACUUUCCUACUGUUAGACAGCUGGGAGGGUUUCCUGCCUCACUUGUUUUGCACUGGGCCAAAAAGAUAGCAAAGCAAAGUAAAAACAUGUACAUGCAAUUUUGGUAGUGAAGGGGUUAAAGUGUUACUUCAAGCACCAUGAUCACUUCAGAUUUGUGAGAAAUUAAAGUAUAAAGCGCUGUGGGAUAUGUUGGCGCUAUAUAAAUGCUCAUAAUGAUAAUAGAAUUCAUUUCAAAUUUGAGGUCAGAGUAGCCAAACUAAAUGCUGCUUAUAAUAAUACCAGAGGUGUACAACCACAUUAGCUAUCCUGGACAGAACAAGCAUUUCGGGCUGGCUAAUGUUAAUUCUGUGCUUAUUGCUAUGCACAGGCGCUCAUUCAUUUGCUGACACUGUCAGCUGAUCACUCUCUGUCAAUGAAUAAGUGGCAGUAAUCCUGCCUGUGGCAGAGAUCCAGCGUGGAUCAUGGUAAGAGGGCAUAGCACUGCAAAAUGUUUUGCCCCAUUACCGUGGGACAGUGCCAACAUACUCCUACAGCAGGCUGUAGUGGAUUAUCAUGGUUGGAGCAACCCUUUAAAAUUUUGUUUUCUUAGGUUGGAAGAUGACGAAUGCUAGGUUGCAGUGUGCUGGGAUUUUUUAUUUUUUAUCCUUUUGAAAUCAUGGGGUCUUGCUGUGUGGGCACUUAAUUAGUGUUAAACCAACAUCUUUGCUGGCCAUAUUUAGUAAGCAUUCAUUGGCAGGACAUAUCAACUGACACUCGGUAAAUGAAUUCAGUCAAAAUUUGGCCAAGAUCGAUAUAUCUUAGGGAACUUAUAUCACUAUCUGAAGAGGGACUGAACUGUGGGCACCCAUGUGUAUCAGACCCUUAGAGAACUGCAUGACUCAACAACUGGACAGCACCAGGGGACUCCUAGCAGAAUAAUGUAUACAGUAUAUUAAAAAUGAAUAUUAUAUUUGCUCUUUAAAG
Messenger RNA from Pelobates cultripes (western spadefoot toad), 5217 nucleotides. Lineage: Eukaryota; Metazoa; Chordata; Amphibia; Anura; Pelobatidae. The record is from the annotation of a GenBank genome assembly.